AUGUCCCUCCCUGACCUCCUCGCCCUCUUGACCACCUCGAUAAACAACCUGACCUCGCAAUACGCCUCAGCUGGCCAUGCCCUUCCAUCACUAGACACCCCAUAUGAUCCAAAGAGCCCAGCGGAGACAUUCCGCUUAGGAAACACAGCCGUCGUCGACGCGACGAAGGAAAUAAUAGCGGCCGCAAGCCAGAUUAUUGUGGCUGUCCGUGACCCAGUUGUAGGGCUUUUCCUGAGCGCGCAUUCGGGUGCUUCCGCGGAGAAAAUUGCGUCUUAUAGUGGAGUAGAUGCUGGACUUUUGGAACGCGUCCUUCGACUCCUUGCAACGCAUCAUAUUUUCCGCGAAAUUGGCCCCGGAAUUUUCACCAACAACCGUGUGUCGUCUGCAAUGGACAAGGGAAAGAGUGUCAAAGACUUAUUGGAGCGACCUAGUGAACGUUUCAGCGAGCCACAGUCUGGACGAGCGGCUCAUGUCGAAUUCCUAGCAGACGAGUGCUUCAGAAGCGCAUCAGUGCUUGCUGACACCAUGCGCGAUCCCAAAGCCUCCGCUCCCCUGCUUCAGGCCUUCAACCAGCCCCCCACCGCGAAUCUGUUUUCCUUCCUGGAAACCUCCCCCGCCCGUCUGGGGCGCUUUUCCAUUGCGAUGGACGUGACCAUGACUACGAACCAGCUGGCGGAUGGGUACCCAUGGGUAAAGCUCGCCACAGGCGAUAAGAAGCUCGUCGUCGAUGUUGGAGCGGGAAUGGGAGGGUACAUCAUGGGGGUCGCCCGCCAGCUCGGGUCCAGCGACAAGAUCGAGUUUGUGAUUCAAGAUCGGGAGAAGACGGUCGUGAAGGCUCGCAAGAACUGGGAAGAGCAUCUGCCUGAGGUCGUCACGAAAGGCCUGGUCAAGUUCGAACCGCAAGACUUCUUUAAUGCACAACCGUCGCGAUCAGCACCCGUGUCGGUCUUUGUCCUGCGUCACAUCCUCCAUAAUUGGCCAAACGCCAAAGCCACCCAGAUCCUCCGCCGCCUGCGGGAUGCCGCGUCAGCAGAAACACAGCUGCUCAUCAUUGACCGGGUCGUCCGGCCCGCGUCCCUUGUCGAGUCUGCCCACCCCGAGAUCGUCGAAAGCAUUCCCGGCGCAAAACUCGCCCCCGCGCCGGCCCCCCUGCUGCCGAAUUGGGGUGUGGCUGGCCAGAUGAUGUACCAUUAUGAUCUAACUAUGCAUAAUUUGCUGGGAGCGACUGAGCGCACGGUAGAUGGGUUCGUUGCGCUUUUGCGUGGUGCUGGAUGGGAGCUAGUCAGGAUUCAUCGGGAUCCACACGCGGCGCAGUCGAGUAACUUGGUUGCACGGCCUAUCUUCUGA
Molecule: messenger RNA, 1347 nt
Organism: Mycena indigotica
Lineage: Eukaryota; Fungi; Basidiomycota; Agaricomycetes; Agaricales; Mycenaceae
Product: Methyltransf-2 domain-containing protein
Exons: 8
Coding region: 1-1347 (448 amino acids)
Molecular function (GO): O-methyltransferase activity
Source: RefSeq, a predicted model, not a curated record